AUGACCAAAGGAAAGGGCAGAGGGAGCACUGUGACGAAAGAAACAGGGAAAUCAAGCAAGAAUGAGAGGGGGAUUCAAGUUCAGAAACCAAUUGAAGAAGCAAUUAGAGAAGAGAUCCAACAAAAGAAGGAACAAGAUGAGACGACGAAGAAGGGUUCUGUGGGACGAGAUAAGGCGGAGUGUAGAGAGCCAGUUAAACCUAAAUGGAUACAGAGAAAUGCUGAUCAACAAGUGCAGGAUUUACAAGGGAAAACUGAGAUGGGGAUAAAGGAAAAAGCAGUAGAGAUGACAGAACCUUCUGGCGCUAAUAAAGGAAAAGGAAUAGGUGAAAUCACUGGUGGGAUACGGGUUGUUCAGAGAGACAAGAAGACUCAUGAAAACCAGGAAGCUGAGGGCUCAAAAGGAGAGUGUCGGGAGUGGAAUGAUACUGAGAAACUAGAGCAUUGUUGGGGUGAGGGGGGAAAAAGGAGAGGAUUUAAUAAUCCUCUGAAGCAUCAGGAAGUAGGAAAUAUAGUUAGGGGACACAAGAUUGGGAUUGCAGGAUUGGUUGAAACUAAACUUAGCUCUGAGAAGUGUCGAAUAAUGAUGAUAAGAUGGUGGAAGGACUAUGAAUGGAUAAAAAACGCAACACAACAACAGAAGGGACAGAUUAUGGUGAUGUGGAGGAGGGGAGAAUAUAAGGUGGAUGCUCUAGUGAUCAAGGAGCAGUUUAUUCACUGUAGGGUGGAAGAGAUUGCGGAGAAGAAGGAAUUUAUUAUGACAGUAAUUUAUGCGAAAAAUGUUCCAGGGGAUAGAUCAGAGUUGUGGUUGGACCUCAUUCAGCUAACAAAUACAAGUAAACCAUGGAUCCUGGGGGAUUUCAACUCCAUUCUGCAACAAGAUGAGAAACUUGGAGGGUUGCCAUUUAAAGCACAGGAAAUGGAAGAAUUUCAACAAAUGAUGGAUGGCUGUCAGGUGCAGGAGAUCAAAACACUUGGGAUUCAGUUUACUUGGUCAAACAAACAGCUGGGUGAUAAGAGGAUUUGUUGUAAAUUAGACAGGAUGAUGGGAUCAGAUGAAUGGAUGAUGGUGUUUAGUGAGGCUUAUGUGACAGCGUCAAGAGAAGGAAUCUCAGACCAUUGCCCUUUGGUCCUCCAAUGGGAUCAGAAGUCACCAAAUGGUAGGAGACCUUUUAAAUUUUUCAAUAUGUGGCUUGAAGGAAAGGAUUUUCAGAAAAUAGUGAAAGCAGUAUGGGAAAAGGAGAUUGAGGGUACAAAACAGUUUCAAUUGCUGGAAAUUAUUCAAACUGAAUUGCAGCAGAAGCCAUUGGAUCUUAGCCUGCAAGAAUCUGAAAAGGCAAUGGUGGAGGAGUAUGGGAGAUUGCUUACAAGGGAUCGUCUUCUCCAACUAGGGUUGAUGGUAGAGAACGCUAAUUGUCCUCUGUGUGAAGAUUCUUUGGAGACAGUGGAGCAUCUCUUUAUAAAGUGUCAAUUUGCAAAAGACUUGUGGCUGCAAAUUCGAUCCUGGAUUCAGUUUCCGGAGAACUGGCUAAAGGUUGAUGGAUCGAGAAGGCUGGCAUAUAGAUGGAAAGGCAAAAGUGUGAGGAAGAAAGUAGUUUUAACCACUAUUGCAGCAGGGUUUUAUCACAUCUGGAAGGCCAGGAAUCAAAAAAUUCAUGAAAAUGUGAGCCGGUCGGUGGAUGGUGCAGUUGUGGAUAUCAGAAAGGAGAUCAGAUGGAGGGUGAGAAGCAAAAUCCAUAAUCCUAAACCAAGUGAAGAAAGAAUUUUGAAGUCAUUGGAACUUUGGUAA
Molecule: messenger RNA, 1788 nt
Organism: Oldenlandia corymbosa var. corymbosa
Lineage: Eukaryota; Viridiplantae; Streptophyta; Magnoliopsida; Gentianales; Rubiaceae
Source: the annotation of a GenBank genome assembly